UUUCUAGGAAAUGAAAUAUAUAUAGAUUAUAAAAAUAAAAGCGUAUAUAUACAUCAAACUAAAUAUACAGAUAAGAUAUUAAAUAAAUAUAAUAAAAGGGAUUUAUAUCCGUAUAAUACACCUAUAGAUAAUAAUAUAAAGUUAUAUAAAAAUAAAGGACAAGCAACUAAGGAAGAAAUAUUAAAAUAUCAGCAAGAAAUAGGUGCUUUAAUAUAUUUAGCACUAAAAACAAGAAUAGAUAUAACUCUUCCUGUUAUAACUUGUUCUAGAUAUAUAAGUAACCCUUCUAAAGAGCAUUUU
Messenger RNA from Colletotrichum navitas, 300 nucleotides. RefSeq lists its product as uncharacterized. Lineage: Eukaryota; Fungi; Ascomycota; Sordariomycetes; Glomerellales; Glomerellaceae. The transcript has a single exon. The annotation marks the transcript as partial. The record is from RefSeq and is a predicted model, not a curated record.